Molecule: messenger RNA, 972 nt
Organism: Mollisia scopiformis
Lineage: Eukaryota; Fungi; Ascomycota; Leotiomycetes; Helotiales; Mollisiaceae
Exons: 3
Coding region: 1-972 (323 amino acids)
Source: RefSeq, a predicted model, not a curated record
AUGGGCCACACGAAAAAUAUGGAAGCACGCGCUGAAGCUUCCAAGGCUAUCCCAAUGGCCCUUUCGCAUGCGUUGGCUCUGUACAAAUCACGAAUCGCGGAGGUCUUGACCGGCUUUCAAGGCGACAAACUUGCCGGCAUCCUGGCUUCCAAGGAGACCUUCCUCCAAAGCUCCACAGGUGCUUUGCCAGAUUUGAUGAACCGACUCGAUGACACCAAGAGAGCCGUACAAGAGAUGGAGAUCAACCUACAAGAAAAGGAGGUUCUCUUGCGAGAAAAGGAUGUUCUCUUGCAAGCAAAGGAUGAUAUUGUGCUAAAGAGGGAGAGCCAAAUUAUUCGUUUGGGUCAAGUAUGCAACAACAAGGAUCAGACGAUCGGCGCGAUGAAAGCCAAGCUCGGGGGCGAGGAGGUUAAGCCAGCAUACCUGCUCAAGGAACAAAUGAAGAGCCUAGAGACUACUUUGAAUAGACUCCAAUUCGACCAACAUCAGACCAAGAACGACAUCAAGAGGCUGCAAGACAGUCAAGCAACUCUGCUUGCCGAGAACCUGAGAAUGGCCAUUGAAUUGAAGGAGGCAUCCACGUUUACGAAGAUGUUGGAUCAACUUCGCGAGAACCGUAUCAUGCCAAAUCGUCCCCCGCUUCCCGAACUCAUUCGCUUCCCAGUAGUACCCCGAGUCGAUCCCGGUGAGGAGACAUCACUUGACGAGGCAUCUGGUCCAAAUCAAGAUAAGAAGCACGGUAUCGAUCCCCUUGAUGACGAAAUCAAGAUGAGAUUCAAGCGACUCAAAUCUCAACCUCGAGGAACAAUUGUGUAUCCAGCGGCAAACUCCUGGCGGGCUUUUGAGCGGGCUAGGGGAUGGUGGAUGCAUUUCUUGCAUGGGAGCUUCUCGCCUGGGAAAUUCUUUACUAGGAGUGUCAACGGGGAUUUUACGAUGAGGAUCUCUUGCUGGUGGCCUGUAACAGUUUCUUGA